GGAACUCGACGUUACAUAACAAUCUGACGUAUCUGCCGUAUAAGAGUCGACGCUCUCUGACGCUCUGCCUAUUUGCUGUUCGGAAGUUCGUCCUCAGUGCAGGUCAACCGCAUAAGAACGGCUUCGGGUACAAUGGCUGCUUUCCUUCAUCACUGCCCCUUCCUGAAGUCUGCUCCAAAGCCAGCUCUGAGAAGAUCCGGGGCCGCCUUGUUUUCUCUUGCCGACCAAUGUCCCAUCAUCGCUCGGCAGAUCACCGUGAGCGCCGCGGCCUCCCCGGAGGCCCGGCUGAGCUCCUCACCUGCCAAACCCAGGGGCCACCGGCUCCCGACGCUGGACCAAAAGAGGGGGUUCGCUCAAACCGCCGCUCAGAUAGCGGUGUCUGCCUCGCAGGGCUGCCCCUUCGUCAGCUCCCAGAUCGGGAUGGUUAAGGCCAGCCCCGAGGUUCAGGAGGACGUCAAAGAUGGUCUGAUCACUUCUCUGCUGAAAGGUUUAAAAGAGUCUGUGCACCCAGCAUCCCAUCAGACCCACGCUGCCAUUCAGCUCAAUGACAACAUGGUUGGACCAUGCUAUGACUACGACAGCUUCUUCAUGGAGAGGAUCGCGGAGAAAAAGCAGGACCACACUUACAGAGUGUUCAAGACGGUGAACAGGAGCGCCCAGCAAUUCCCUUACGCGGAGGAUUACUCCCAGUCCGGUAGUAACGGCUCUCAGGUGUCAGUGUGGUGCAGCAACGACUAUUUGGGGAUGAGCCGCCACCCGAAGGUCCUGGGGGCCAUCAGAGAUGCCCUGGAGAAUCAUGGCGCAGGAGCAGGUGGGACCAGGAACAUCUCUGGCACCAGCAACUUCCACGUGUCUAUGGAGAAGGAGCUUGCCCAGCUGCACAACAAAGACGCUGCUUUGGUGUUUUCCUCCUGCUUUGUUGCAAAUGACUCCACCCUCUUCACUCUGGCUAAGAUGCUUCCCGAAUGCGAGAUCUACUCAGACGCGGGGAACCAUGCAUCAAUGAUCCAGGGCAUCAGGAACAGCCGGGCCAAACGCUUCAUCUUCCGCCACAACGACAGCCGACACCUGGAGGAGCUGCUGCAGCGCUCAGACCCCAAGACCCCAAAGAUAGUGGCCUUUGAGACCGUGCACUCAAUGGACGGAGGCAUAUGUCCUUUGGAGGAGCUGUGCGAUGUCGCUCAUCGCUUUGGAGCCCUCACGUUUGUGGAUGAAGUCCACGCUGUGGGUCUGUACGGGGCCCGCGGAGCCGGAGUCGGAGAGAGAGACAACGUCAUGCACAAGAUUGACGUGGUUUCUGGGACCUUAGGAAAAGCGUUCGGUUGCGUGGGAGGCUACAUCGCCAGCAGCAGCGCCCUGGUGGACACGGUCCGCUCCUACGCAGCCGGCUUCAUCUUCACCACCGCUCUACCCCCCAUGGUCCUGGCAGGAGCUCUGGAGUCCGUGCGGGUCCUGAAGAGUGCCGAGGGCCAGGCGCUGCGCAGGGCCCACCAGAGGAAUGUGAAACUGAUGAGGCAGCUGCUCAUGGACAAAGGCCUGCCUGUCGUCAACUGCCCCAGUCACAUCAUCCCCAUUCGGGUUGGCAACGCCGAGCUGAACACCAAGGUGAGCGACGUGUUGCUGGAGAGGCACGACAUCUACGUCCAGGCCAUCAACUACCCCACCGUGCCGCGCGGCGAGGAGCUGCUGCGCCUGGCUCCGUCUCCCCAUCACGACCCCAGCAUGAUGGAGGACUUUGUGGUGAAGCUCAUGGAGGUGUGGCAGGAGGUGGGUCUCCCCCUCAACAUCCCGGCCACGGCCUCCUGCAACUUCUGCGACCGCCCACUCCACUUUGACCUCAUGAGCGAGUGGGAGAAAUCCUACUUCGGCAAUAUGGAGCCCCAAUACAUCACCGUGUCUGCUUAGCAACGAAGCGCGUGCCGCGUCUUCACAACGAGCUGCGCAAACAGUAAAAAGCGUAACUUUAAUGAUUCCUACUUGAACCACACAGAUGAAAGCGUAUCAACGCUCAGCCAUCGCGUUUAUGUCCCAAGCUUAAAACUGAGUAUUUAUUUUUGCUUUUCUGUAUUUAUUUUUUGCUUUUCUGUAUUUAUUUUUGCUUUUCUGUAUUUAUUUUUUGCUUUUUCUGUAUUUCUUUGGCUUUUUAAAGAGUGUUUACUGCCAUGAAUAUGAUUAAAGAAAUGCCUCCAGCAUUUUAAAAAACACAAAA
Molecule: messenger RNA, 2209 nt
Organism: Fundulus heteroclitus (mummichog)
Lineage: Eukaryota; Metazoa; Chordata; Actinopteri; Cyprinodontiformes; Fundulidae
Gene: alas2
Product: aminolevulinate, delta-, synthase 2
Exons: 10
Coding region: 133-1905 (590 amino acids)
Biological process (GO): erythrocyte development; hemoglobin biosynthetic process; heme biosynthetic process
Cellular component (GO): mitochondrion; mitochondrial matrix
Molecular function (GO): pyridoxal phosphate binding; 5-aminolevulinate synthase activity
Source: RefSeq, a predicted model, not a curated record